AUGCCGCCCUCCGCUGGGAACCAGCUGGGCUAUGCGCCCCCCGACGGAGGCUGGGGCUGGGCCGUGGUCUUCGGCUCCUUCAUCUCCAUCGGUUUCUCCUACGCGUUCCCCAAGUCCAUCACCGUCUUCUUCAAGGAGAUCGAGACCGUCUUCAACGCCAGCACCAGCGAGGUGUCGUGGAUCUCGUCCAUCAUGCUGGCGGCCAUGUACGCGGGCGGCCCGGUCAGCAGCGCGCUGGUCAACAAGUACGGCAGCCGGCCGGUGGUGCUGGUGGGCGGCUGUCUGUCCGGCAUCGGCCUAGUGGCCGCGUCCUUCUGCAAUACGGUGCAGGAGCUCUACCUGUGCAUCGGCUUCGUCGGAGGCCUGGGGCUGGCCUUCAAUUUGAACCCGGCCCUCACCAUCAUCGGCAGGUACUUUUACAAGAAGCGACCCCUGGCCAAUGGCCUGGCCAUGGCGGGCAGCCCGGUGUUCCUGUCCACCCUGGCCCCGCUCAACCAGGUUUUCUUUAGUAUCUAUGGGUGGAGAGGGAGCUUCCUGAUCCUUGGAGGACUCCUGCUCAACUGCUGUGUCGCCGGGUCCCUGAUGCGACCGAUAGGACCCAUGGCCCACAAAGACAUAUCCAAGAAAUACCCUCCCGGUGCUGAAAAACCCGAUGCAAGUACUGCAAAUGCAGAACUUGCUGGAGAGAACCCCCAAAAGAGAAGACAACCAGACACCCAAACCUCAGAUCAAUUCAUAGGCUGGUUCCUCUUAUCCCAUAGAGGCUUCUUGAUAUACCUCUCCGGAAAUUUGUUCAUGUUUUUUGGACUCUUUGCACCUUUGGUCUUCCUCAGUAACUACGGCAAGAGUAAGGGCUUUUCCAGUGAGCAGGCGGCCUUCCUUCUUUCCAUCCUGGCUUUUAUUGACAUGGGAGCCAGGCCUUCUAUGGGAUUCAUAGCCAACACCAAGCUUGUGAGACCUCGAAUCCACUACUUCUUUGCGGUUGCUUCUAUUGCAAAUGGAGUGUGUCACCUGAUGAUACCUUUUACCAGCAGCUAUAUGGGGUUCUGUCUCUAUGCCGGCCUCUUUGGAUUUGUCUUUGGGUGGCUCAGCUCCAUAUUGUUUGAGACACUGAUGGACCUCGUUGGACCCCAGAAGUUCCCCAGUACUGUGGGUGUGGUGACUAUUGCCGAAUGCUGUCCUGUCCUCCUGGGGCCACCGCUUUUAGGCCAUCUCAAGGACAUUUAUGGAGACUAUAAAUACACUUACUGGGCUUGUGGCAUCACCCUUAUUUUCGCAGGUGUCUACCUCUUCAUCGGCAUGAUUAUCAAUUACCGACUUUUGGCCAAAGAGCAGACGGCAGAGCAGCAGAAAAGGGGAAGUAAGGAGGAGACCAGUGCAAGUGUGGGUGAGAAGUCAGAAAGGGGUAUCAAGACAGCGCCAUCUUCGGAGCACAGAAGCGAAGGAGACCCAGCAGAGGAGGAGAAUCCAGUGUGA
Messenger RNA from Castor canadensis (American beaver), 1476 nucleotides. Its product is annotated as monocarboxylate transporter 1-like. The record is from RefSeq and is a predicted model, not a curated record. Gene Ontology annotation, cellular component: basolateral plasma membrane. Gene Ontology annotation, molecular function: lactate:proton symporter activity. NCBI's taxonomy places the organism in Eukaryota, Metazoa, Chordata, Mammalia, Rodentia, Castoridae. Gene Ontology annotation, biological process: plasma membrane lactate transport.